AAACUUCCUCUUUCCUCUUCAAAUACUGAAAUGAACUGUGAACAGACACACACUUCUCAACCAUUAACACAGUUUGAGACCACAGGGUCCGCGAAUUAUUCACAAAGGAGCGCUUUAAAGCGUUUCGAUCAGCUGAUAUUUCCGAUAGUCAACUUUCUGUUGUCGUGCUUUGCUUGCGACUGCGUAUUUCCCUAGCUGUGCGGAUGAAGACAUGGUAAGGAGAGGAACUCUUUGCAGACGUUAUAUCAGCAUUGAAGAGAUUAUUGAAUGACUGAUACAUACUUGGAAAUCAAUUUGAAACAUUAAGUCGUUCUUUGUGCAUUUAAGGACGCCGAAUAAAGUGACUUUGAAGGUGUAGCACCUUCUUUCUUCACCCCUACUCGUAUUCCUGUUGCGGAUGAAUAUAGAAACGAAGUAGUGAAGCGGCCGGUGGUCGAAGGGAAGCCAUCUUGCAUAUGAACAAAGCUGCUGUAUAGAAUUUAUUAAAAUAUAAGUUGUUCAAAUUCGCAUUGUGUUAUUCACUUGUAUAUUUGGACUAUGCCUGGAUUAUUGCUACAUAUGUUUACAUAGCUAUGGCUGCUACAAGGAAGCUACAAGGAGAAAUCGAUCGGUGUCUUAAAAAAGUGACAGAAGGUGUGGAGACAUUUGAAGACAUUUGGCAAAAAGUUCACAAUGCUACCAACAGCAAUCAGAAGGAGAAGUAUGAAGCAGAUCUUAAGAAGGAGAUUAAAAAGCUCCAGCGGUUACGUGACCAAAUUAAGAGCUGGAUUGCCUCCGGAGAGAUUAAGGAUAAGAGUACGCUGCUGGAAUAUCGGAAGCUGAUAGAAACACAAAUGGAAAGGUUUAAAGUAGUGGAGCGAGAGACAAAGACCAAAGCGUACUCCAAAGAAGGCCUCGGUGCAGCACAGAAAUUGGAUCCAGCGCAGAAGGAGAGAGAGGAAAUGGCAGCUUGGCUGGCUUCCUCCAUUGAUGCUCUCAACCUUCAGUUGGAUCAGUUUGAAUGUGAGAUUGAGUCCUUGCUGGCGGGAAAGAAAAAGCGAUUAGACAAGGACAAACAGGACAGAGUGGAGGAGUUAAAGAGCAAGGUUGAAAAGCAUCGAUAUCAUAUUCGGAAGUUGGAGACAUUACUACGGAUGUUGGACAACAUGUCUGUGGAAGUCAGCCAGAUCCGAAGAAUAAAAGACGAUAUAGAAUAUUAUAUAGAAUCUUCACAAGAUCCAGAUUUUGAAGAAAAUGAAUAUAUUUAUGAUGAUAUCAUCGGACUGGAUGAAAUAGAACUGACUGGAGUCGGAUUGCCAUCAUCAGCGACAACAGACAGCAACAACAGCAAUGACACAGGCGGCACACCAACAUCUACAACAUCUGGAGCGUCACCUGCACCAUCGCCACCAUUAGGCACACUGCACAACCAUUCCAGUGAUAGCUCGGCCGAGGAGAAAAAGAAAGCGAAAGAAGAACUCCCCGCCAAGCCUGUCAAGCCUACCGCUGUGCGUGCCAGCAACAGCACUGCCCUGCUCAACUCGAGUGCCUGUCAAGCAGGCACAACAAAACCUGCCCUCAACACAACACUGAGCAAACCUGCAUCAGGUUCUGUGACCCAGUCAACACCCAACAACAGCUCCCCCAGCUCGGGACUCAGCAAUCACAUCGUACAUGGUGCAGAGAAUGGCACUGUUCAAGCAAAUGCCACUACAGCAGCACCUUUGCUGCAACUCCCAACACCACCACCUCAUCCAACAUCUUCGACUACACCGAGCUCUCAGUCACAACCAGUGCCCACUCAACCUUCAGCACCAGCGCAGCCAGUGCCAACACAACAACCUGGCAGUGGUAGUGGACCAGUGGGACAAACAUCUGCUGGACCUGCGCAGCAGUCCCAGCCAAUUCCUGCAGGGCAACCUCAAGUCUCCGGAACACAUCAUGGCCACCUUCAUCAUCAUCCAAUGUUACAUCACCCUGCGGGACAGGCGACAGGCACUGCACCUGCUAACCAGUCAUCAGCGGGACAAAAUUCUACACCUAAUACAGCGCAACAGCAAAUGGCUUGCAAAGGAGCAGCUGCGGGGCAGCAGCCUGCACCAGUGCCAGCACCUACACCUCUGACCAACUCUUUGGAGCACCAUUCGGCUCUCUCAGGCUCAGCGGGGACGGGCCCUGCAUCUCCACCUUCAUCAGUUAGUAGUGCUCCAUCACCACUGCCCAACGCUGGGCCUGCUCCCUCCCCAGCGCAGCCCAUUCCUAGCAAUGCAAACAGCCAGAACAGUGUACCUAGUGGACACCAAGUGCCACUCAAUGUUGCAACUCUCAAUGGACCCAUUGCAAGUAAUAAGCAAGUGAUCGACCGAGCGGGUCUGGAACUUCCACCUCCGGCGGGCAGUGGCGGUGGUAGCGGGGGCUCAAGUGAGUCGGGCAGCGGAGCUGGUGGGCGAGGGCUGUUUGACAAAACGUCAUCAGGAGGCAGCGGUGCACCAACAUCCGAGGCGCACAUCCCACCUUUACUGGGUGUUGCACCACUGGGGCCGGUUCCUUUGCAGAAGGAGCAUCAGUGCCAGUUCCAGAUGAUGGAGGCAGCAUACUUCCACAUGCCACAUCCUAGCGACUCUGAAAGGCUGCGCACGUACCUGCCGCGCAAUCCAUGCCCCACACCCCUUUACUAUCAUCAGGUUCCAUUACCCCACUCUGACACAGUGGAGUUCUUCCAGCGAUUAUCGACAGAGACCCUCUUCUUUAUCUUCUACUACAUGGAGGGAACCAAGGCCCAGUACCUGGCUGCCAAGGCACUCAAGAAACAGAGUUGGAGGUUCCACACAAAGUACAUGAUGUGGUUCCAGCGUCAUGAGGAGCCCAAGAUUAUCAACGAGGAGUAUGAGCAGGGCACAUAUAUCUACUUUGACUAUGAAAAGUGGGGCCAAAGGAAGAAAGAAGGUUUUACAUUUGAAUAUAAGUACUUAGAAGAUCGUGACCUGAACUGAGGAAGAGUCGGUUGUGGGGCCAGACCCAUCAGCAGUGACCCUGUAUAGAACAGCCUUUCCUUCCUCUGCUGUUGGAGAGUUGGCCCUGCCAGAGAGGCAGCCAGGGCCAUUUGUCCCCUGGUCCGGGGACACAUAGCCCAAACUGUGGGAGUCUCCACAGAAAGCAAGAGACAUUGUUUUUGGUACAGGUUAUCAUUAUUUUUUGUUCUUUCACCAUUCUGGGCAUCCGUCCGGAAACUGCACUGCUCCGCAACGUGUGAGUGGUGUUUGGAAAGAUCUCUCGAAGAAGCAUCGUCGCUGUCACAAGAGGACCCGGCUAGUUGUGGCUGUGGCGUUGGCCAGUUUUUCUGGGACAUGUGUAUUAUCAGUGUUGCGGCCGCCGCCCCCACAUGUGUGGGCGCAGUGCUGCCCUGCCCCACCUUGGAACAGCUGCGUCUGUCGGGCGGGUGAGGACAAGAGCCUCCCAUCUGCCCUCCUGUUGCCCGGUCCUUACGCUCUGCAUUGUGCUGCUUCGCGUAAUUUCAUUCACGUGCAAGAGUACUUGUGUUAGUUUUCACUUUUGUAUAAAGUACUGAAAAUGGUAUAAAAUAAUUAUCUGUACAGAGCUAUUUGUGUAGAAUAAUGAAUAAUAAUUAUUAUGAGGAAGAAUGUAUUACAUUUUAUUAUAUUGCACGGUGACUGGACCGCAAGUAGCGGUGUAGUGUGUGAGGCUGGCAAGGAGGCAGCCUAGGUGCUGAAAUGCGAUGCAGUGGCAUUGUUUAACUAGCUGGCUGUUCAGGGAAUUUCAUAAUUCAAAAGUUGUUGUUAAAAAAACAGAAAAGUACCCUAAAAAUAUACAAAUUAUAUAUAUAUGCCAAAAUAUAUAUACACUUAUAUACCGAAUGCCCACAUUGGACAGAGCCGUGUUGUUGUAUGCCAUGGAGGUUGCCUGAGCAGUGCCUGGGGCAUCCCACAAGUCAGUUGCACUGCCUUCCAAUAAUUUGUUGUUGCAUUUGUGCUGGGUUCACAUGAACUCACGGCACUAACAUAAGACCAAGAAUCUGCAGCAUUUUGCUAUGGUCUUUAAUUUGUUUAAAGAGCUAUCCAAGCAGCCAAGUGCAGUUUUACUGUGUUGCAUAAAGUCUUGCUGAAGUGAUACUAUUUUUACUGUUUUGUUGUUAUCUCAGUCUAUGCAUUUAUGCGCAAGGGCUGCCUUGCGGUGAGGUUUGGCAGUGUAUUUGCCCUGUCGGUUGGGUUGUACAUGCCUUGUUGCUGCUGGGCAGUCCUGGCUGCUGGGCGGAAGUUUGCGUGUGAGUUACGAGUGCAUUGUAUGUAUGUGACGUGUGCUGUGGUGUUCCUCGGUCUGGUUGCUCGAAAUUAGCAGUGCUUCGGUUGGUGAGCCUGGGUGUCAGCUUCCGAGUGGAAGAUGGAGGCAAGUUGUGAGGGAGAAAGGGAACUCUUUCUCUUGUGAUGAUUCCGGUAAUGGAUCCUAGAAUGUGUCCAGUGCUCAACCGAUGACUUUGAAUGAUCUCAGCAGUGGUGUGCCAGUGAUUUACAGACCUUUUCACACAAUGUGUUUUCAAUUCUUGUCAUCCACACUUGGAUUGAAAUGUUUCAUUAUUUGCAGGUUUUUUUUUAAACCACAAGUCUUUCUUCUACUUGAUUUAUAUUGUGCAACAAUGAGAGACGCGUAUAGAAGUGCUUUCUUUUUUUAAAAAAAAUGCCUUGGAAAAAAAAAAGCAGUAUUGCAUGCGUGUGCAAAUGUCUGAGGUAUGUUGUGGUUUUUGUUUUGGAUGAUCUUAUUAGAAAGUUCUACAGUAAUCAGUUUGGGUUUUAAACUUCCGCACUUCUUGGCUGUUGGGAGGUCCCGGGUGGGGCCUCAGUUGCACUGGCAUAGCUUGUGUGUCUGGGGCCUGGCUUGGGCUGGUUCAAGCACCACCUACUGCAGGCUGGUCCUCAGCUUGCGCUGGGGCCUGGUUGAAGUCACAAUGGCAUUGCUCGUGGGGUGGGGCCUCUCUCGUUCAGCUGGUACAGUGUUCCAGGGCAAAAAGUCCAACGCUAUUAAUAGUGAUGAAUUCGUGUUCUGGGGGCAUUUUUAAAACUUUAGCAGCCAAGGGUACUAAUGUACAUGGUGCCAAUAAAUCAAAUUUUAUGAUGUUUGGUGAGACUUGUCUGCCAGGGGCCCCCCCUUGGUUACAUUCAUACUCAUGUAGCAUACUGUUCCAGUCAUCAAAUUGUAGUAUUUACAACAUGUGAUAUGAUUUUUUAAGAUGAACUUCCUAAGUUUUGGGACUGUGGGAAGUUAAGAUUGUAGUUUUUUAAAAAAAAAUGAAGAUCUUACUUCCAGUGAUUUAAGGGUAUUAUUUGGAUAUUUUGAGGUCGUGCUUAUUAGGAUUUCUAUGGUGUAUUUAUUACUUUGUUGCUCCUUUUUUGAUUCAGGGGGCCCCAAAGGACUGAUUUUGGGAGGGGGGACCUAAGAAAUCCCAAGGAAGCGCCGGCCUCCAUCAAUGCGCAGGAUCGUGAUCACAAAUGUAAUUAUUUUUGUUUUGUGGAUUCCUGCCUCCACUGAUGUGUGGGUCUUUGUGCCUGCAUUAAAUUAAGUGAUGGGUUUUAAGGGGUUCUUUUUGUGUUGUGCUGAUUGAAUCGGCAAAACUACUUGUUUGCUGGUCUAAAUCUAGUUGAUAAGUUGUACAGUCUGAAACCAUGUGUGAUAUUUGUUGAAUAUGAAAACCUCAUUGAGCAAUGCUAUUUUUGGUAGUGACAUUUAUGACCUUGUAAUAUAGGAAGUGAGAAGCAUAUUUGAUAUUCAAAAAAAAAAAAAUUCAUGAAACAUGAAUAUUCAAAGUGCAAUUGAGAGAUCAUGGAAGAAUGUUAAAAAAAAUGGUAACCUGAGACAAAAUACAGUGAUUUUUGUCAGUGUACAAAUUGUUGUUUUUGUGCCUAUUGUCCCUUGAGACCAAUCCUUGUCACACCUAUACAUUAGAAAAUAUAUUUAUCUUUUUUCC
Molecule: messenger RNA, 5956 nt
Organism: Gryllus bimaculatus (two-spotted cricket)
Lineage: Eukaryota; Metazoa; Arthropoda; Insecta; Orthoptera; Gryllidae
Source: the annotation of a GenBank genome assembly